GCGCUUUCGAUACUACAACGUCAAUUUCGACAUGGCGGAUUCAAAUUCAAAUUCGUACGAUAAUAUCAAUAAUUAUUCUCCGAAAAUAGAAGUUGAUUCGGAGAGUGAGAGAGAGUAUUUGAGGCGUGAUCAGAAUACGAAAUGUAAACUUUAUUGGACAACAGAGAACACGAUAAAACUGAUUGAGACUAUGGAGAAAGAGUGUCGAGAGUUGUGGGAUCCCAAGAAUCCGUUGAACCGAGACCGGAACACUAGACAAGCGAAGUUUGAGUACUUGGCGGAGGUGAUAGGGACGACGUCGGAGGAGAUAAGCAGAAAAGUACACAAUUUGCGUACGCAGUUUAACAAUGAGUUGCGGAAAAUAAAGCGAGGUCAGGUGGUGCGUAGCGGGUGGGAGUAUUUCGAUGCUCUCUCGUUUCUGAUGCGGACACCGUCUGCGGAGGCGUUGGAGACGGUUGACGCAGUUAAUUUGGAGCUAGCAGAAUUCCAAGCUGAUGAAGAGGAGGAAUUUGGUGCAGCCGCUCGUGCUCACGUUGCAUUACUGAACGCAUCAAACAACAGCGCUAAUGGAAGCCCCAGUAGGAGGCUCCACAGGCCUCUAAGAGUAGCAGCUUCAGCGCCACUCCCACUACCUCCUAGCGCGAACCCUCUUAUGUGGCCUGAGGAACCUACUCCUAGGAUAAGACCUGGAAUUAAUGCUGAUGAAUGUCAGAUAUUCGGUGAUUUCGUUGCUUCGGAGCUCCGGACUCUUCGCUCCCACGAAUCUCGUAAACGCUUGAAGAGGAUGAUUCAGAAGGCCAUCCUCCAAAUCGGAGAGGAAGAGGAUGUCAAUAUGAUCAGUGGAUGACAACGACGCCUGUCACUCGAUUCCACAGACUAAACACUACUAGUGUUGUAGUCAAGAAUCUUGUGAUACCAGAGUUAUUGACGUUUGGUUUUUCAAUCUUUGUAGUACCGCACUAGUGCACAGUGAUUUUAUUUUAAGUUUGUAGACAAAAGUUUCGUUGCAUUUUUUAUUAUUUAAUAGGUGAUGACACAGUGGUGAUAUACCCCUUAGUUUUAUUUUUUGAUAUCUGUACGAGGUAAUAUUGUUAAAAUAUAGUUAAUUUAUUAUAGUAAACCAGUCAGUAGAUGUUGUCAUUUUAUGUUUUUGUAGUCGUUGUAACACAUACAUUAAUUAUUCAGCUUUCAUGUCUAAGUAGGUAUCUAUAUUCAAUACGUGUUAUACAUUAAGGAUUCUGGUUUAAAAUAAUUUAUUAGGAUUUAUUGUGUAAUUUCAAAAUGUCUAGAAUUUUAUUAAUUUGAGGUGAUAUAUUUGUUCUGAUGUAUAUACUUAUAGAAAUAUUAUAACUCGUGAUAAUAAGGUAAAUUCAUUAUAAUAUUAAUUACCCAUACUUUCUCAUAAUUUAACUAUUAUCGUCUUAAGACAUUCAAAAAAUGAUUUAAACAUAAAUGUAUUAAAGGUCAAUAUAGAAUAAACAUGUAAAAAUGUCUUGUAUUUCUAUCUCUUUUAUACUGUAUAAAAAAGAAGGAGAUAGCGUCAAUCAACCAGUUAUUCAAUGGAUCUGAUC
Spodoptera litura is the source of this 1571-nucleotide messenger RNA. RefSeq lists its product as uncharacterized. The record is from RefSeq and is a predicted model, not a curated record. NCBI's taxonomy places the organism in Eukaryota, Metazoa, Arthropoda, Insecta, Lepidoptera, Noctuidae.